Coffea eugenioides is the source of this 2037-nucleotide messenger RNA. RefSeq names its product integrin-linked protein kinase 1-like. Bases 193 to 1605 code for a protein of 470 amino acids. The record is from RefSeq and is a predicted model, not a curated record. Gene Ontology annotation, molecular function: protein kinase activity; protein binding; ATP binding. Lineage: Eukaryota; Viridiplantae; Streptophyta; Magnoliopsida; Gentianales; Rubiaceae. Gene Ontology annotation, biological process: protein phosphorylation. The transcript has 12 exons.
UCCAUUUUCUUCUCUGGCUUUCAUUUUCUUCUCCAUUUCUCCCUUUUCUUCCUCUUUCCCUAUUCCCCCAGCUCGCAAUCGGGAGCCGGGGAGCUCUCGAUCCAUCGAGCCAACCACGACAUUAUGCCUUUCUCAAAAACCAAAUAAACUAAAUGAGUAAAUAGUUCAAUUUAGGAUCAAUCAGUUACAGAAAUGGAUUUAGCAGCGCAGCUGAAGCGGGGAAUAUCGAGGCAAUUCUCAACUGGAUCGUUGAGAAGAAGCGGGAAAUUCAGUUUUGGGCGGCAGAAUUCGAUGGAUCCCAGGCGGAAUAAUUUGCGCUUCAGUUUCGGACGCCAAUCUUCGCUUGAUCCGAUCAGGAGAAGUCCGACGAGCGAGGACGGCUUGUCUGUGCCGGAGAAUUUGGACUCCACAAUGCAGCUUUUGUUCUUGGCUUGUAAAGGAGAUGUCGAGGGCCUGCAGGAUUUGUUGGAUCAAGGGGUUGAUGUUAACAGUAUUGAUUUGGAUGGCAGGACUGCUCUGCAUAUUGCUGCUUGCGAAGGACAUGUGGAUGUUGUCAAGCUUUUGUUGAGUCGAAAGGCUAAUAUUGAUGCCCGUGAUCGAUGGGGCAGCACGGCUGCUGCAGAUGCCAAAUACUAUGGGAACAUUGAAGUUUACAAUGUUUUGAAGGCCCGUGGAGCCAAAGCUCCGAAAACCAGAAAGACACCAAUGACUGUUUCUAAUCCUCGGGAAGUUCCAGAGUAUGAGCUCAAUCCCAUGGAUAUUCAAAUCCGGAGAAGUGAUGGUAUCUCUAAGGGAUCAUAUCAAGUAGCAAAAUGGAAUGGCACAAAAGUUUCAGUUAAGAUACUUGACAAGGAUAGCCAUUCAGACCCUGAAAUAAUAAAUGCUUUCAGACAUGAGUUGACGUUGUUAGAAAAGGUUCGGCAUCCCAAUGUUGUUCAGUUUGUUGGGGCUGUCACACAAGAAAUACCCAUGAUGAUACUUCUAGAGUAUCACAAAGGUGAUUUAGGUUGCUAUCUUCAAAAAAAAGGGCGAUUAAGUCCAUCUAAAGCUUUGAGACUUGCUCUUGACAUUGCCAGGGGCAUGAAUUAUCUUCAUGAAUGUAAACCAGACCCGAUAAUUCAUUGCGAUUUAAAGCCAAAAAAUAUUUUGCUGGACUGUGGAGGUCUGUUGAAGGUUGCAGGUUUUGGAUUGAUCAGAUUGUCAAAUAUUUCACCUGACAAGGCAAAAUUGCUGCAGCCUGAGAUCAUUGACCGUGCAAGUUUGUAUACUGCGCCGGAGAUUUACAGGGAUGAAAUAUUUGAUAGAACGGUGGAUGUUUACUCCUAUGGUGUGAUGCUUUAUGAGAUGUUGGAGGGAGUGCCACCUUUUCAUCCUAAGCCUGCUGAAGAGGUGGCUAAAAUGAUGUGUUUAGAAGGAAAGAGACCAACUUUCAAGACAAAAAGAAAUUAUCCUUCAGAGCUAAGAGAGUUGAUUGAAAAAUGUUGGAGUCCAGAAUCUGUGAUGAGACCAACUUUCUCAGAGGUCAUUGCGUGCAUGGAUAGAAUUGUUGCCAACUGCUCAAAAAAUGGAUGGUGGAAGGACACGUUUAAGCUUCCUUGGAUUUAAGGAGCAUUUCAGUUCAAGCAAACCUGAGGAAAGCAGCAGCUUUAUUGCUUGCAAAUCCGAGUAUCUUCAGAGCAUAUCUUGGCUGGCGCUUGGCCGUAAAUGAUGGUAAAUUUUGGCAGCAACAGUUGGGUUAAAUAAGGUGAUAAUAUACUGGUACAUCUCAAGAGAUGAAAUACAGAGAAGUGAGUUGUAAACAUGGUUGUGGUGAAAAUGUAAUAAGGUUGUACCUAAUAAAGAAGAAGAGAAGAAAAUGUAAUAAGGUUUCUUUUUCUUCUUCUUCUUCUUCAUUUAACAAGAAACUGGAACAACAUCCGAGUCUAGUAUUAUUGUUCAGUAGUUCUUUCUGGUUGCCACUAAAUUGCUUUUUUGUAUCUUCAAACUGAAGGAGGAGCUGUAAAAUCAUGUAAUGUUGAACGAGUUGAACUUUGUUAA